UGCAGUACAGUACGCUGCCGACCUCACCCCGCGCCCGCCAACGUCGCACGGCACGUGAGAUCCACCCCACCCGCACCCGCGCUCCCCAACGGCUAUAUUCCGCCCGUUCCCCAUUCCCUCGCCUCGCCUUCCCCCCAAAACGACGCUUUUAAAUCCCGCGCGGCCCCGCGCAUUAUGCACUCCCCUCUCCCCAUUCCACUCGAUUCGAUCCCCGCUCGCCGACAGCUGCUGUGUCGCUCUCGAGUCCUCGAUCUCUUCCACCGAUGGCGACGGCGAUGCCGCAGAAACAGCAGCAACCGCAGGGCGCGGUGUCGGUGCAGCACGUGGCGAAGGCGUCCUCGGACGAGCUCCUCCGCAAGUUCGCCGACCCGGACGCGCGCCACCUGAUGACCCCGCCCCGCCGCAGCCUCGCUCUGCGCCGCAAGCGCUCGUCCCGGCGGGUCGCCUCGGGGCUCUCCGCGCGGGACUCCGACGCUGCGGCGGGGGCGGAGCUGGCGGCGCCCAAGAGGAGGCGGAGCAUCGGCGGGUCGGCCGACUGGAGGGCCGGGCUGCUCCUGCCGACGACCACCGCUGCCUCCGCGCGGAAGGGGGGCGGCGCGGUGGGCCAGGCCCGCCGGGGCGGGGCCGCGCGGCUCGACGACGCCGCCGGGAUCGGCCUCCUCCUCGCCGCGUUGGAGAGGACGUGGAGGAAGACGGUGGCGGGUGCGUCGAAGAUGUUCGUGGAGAGGCACCGGACCAACCACGUGCUGCUCAUCAGCGACAUGGUCUAAACACAUACUCGGCCACGCAAGCUGGCCGUCUCAUCGAGCUCUUCUGCUCGGUUUGGUUGCUGCAAAGUUUAAUUCGUUGGAUUGAGCAUUCGUUUUAGAAUUUAUUAGCGGAAUAAAAUGGCAGGGAAGAACGGGGGUGAACUAGCUAGCUUUGUGUAGUUCAGGUUCUUGCCUGCCACUUGCCAGUGUGAUUUCCGUCUGUUCGUUUGCGUUUUUUGCUUUGAUGAAUCAUCGUCUCAGCGACCAAGCUGUAAAUUGAAGUUUGCAAAAAUGCGUAGCAAAUGGAUUUGCACCAUUCAAUGUUUGUACUGUUGUAUAUAUAUUUCUUUCAAUGGGUACUGUUGUUACAUAUUUACUUC
This is a messenger RNA of Phragmites australis (common reed), 1129 nucleotides long. RefSeq lists its product as uncharacterized. Lineage: Eukaryota; Viridiplantae; Streptophyta; Magnoliopsida; Poales; Poaceae. The transcript has 2 exons. The record is from RefSeq and is a predicted model, not a curated record. Bases 264 to 770 code for a protein of 168 amino acids.